AUGCAAAAUGAACGUAAACAAGUAUUCGAACAACAACAACAACAGCAAAAGUCGUAUGUCAGUGCGCUUGUUGAUGUUACGGUGCAAGUAAUUGCUUCUAUUUGGCCCAACUCUAUCAGCUCAGCAUCGACAGUGAGUGGCAAUAAACCCAUUGCGGAUUUAAACACAUUUUUGCAUCAUAUUCUGAAACAUUCCCGUACGACGCAUUCUACAUUACAACUUGCGAUAUUUUACCUGUUUCGUAUUCGAUCUCGAGUGCAAGAGAAACGUAACGAGGAUGUGUAUAUUUCGUGUGGUCGACGCAUGUUUCUUGCCUCUUUAAUUGCGGCUCAUAAAUACCUUCAAGAUAAAACCUAUAAAAAUUCUGCUUGGAGUAAAGUGAGCGGAUUGAACGUACAAGAAAUUAAUCAUGCAGAAAAAGUCAUGUUACAAUUAUUGGAUUAUCGUCUCUAUGUAAAGAAGGACACUUACGAUCAAUGGAUACUCAUGCUUCAAACACAUCUCAAGGUCGCUCCUUCCAAUUACCAUCCGGUUGUCCUUCCUACACCCACCACUCAAAAACCUCAACUCACUUUAUUAAAAGCUCAACAAAGUCUUCCUUCUCCUCCCCUUGAAGAUGUCUGGAUGCCUACUCCCGUCAAGCGAAAAAAUCCAUCUCUUCAUGACAACGAGGAAAGGUUACCCAAGAGACGAUGUUAG
Mucor mucedo is the source of this 699-nucleotide messenger RNA. RefSeq names its product cyclin-domain-containing protein. Gene Ontology annotation, biological process: regulation of cyclin-dependent protein serine/threonine kinase activity. NCBI's taxonomy places the organism in Eukaryota, Fungi, Mucoromycota, Mucoromycetes, Mucorales, Mucoraceae. The record is from RefSeq and is a predicted model, not a curated record. Gene Ontology annotation, cellular component: nucleus; cyclin-dependent protein kinase holoenzyme complex. Gene Ontology annotation, molecular function: cyclin-dependent protein serine/threonine kinase regulator activity; protein kinase binding. The transcript is spliced from 2 exons. Bases 1 to 699 code for a protein of 232 amino acids.